Messenger RNA from Echinops telfairi (small Madagascar hedgehog), 1648 nucleotides. Its product is annotated as T-complex protein 11 X-linked protein 2. The transcript has 9 exons. Lineage: Eukaryota; Metazoa; Chordata; Mammalia; Afrosoricida; Tenrecidae. The record is from RefSeq and is a predicted model, not a curated record. Gene Ontology annotation, cellular component: acrosomal vesicle; sperm flagellum. Gene Ontology annotation, biological process: regulation of sperm capacitation. The coding region runs from base 10 to 1455 and encodes 481 amino acids.
GAAGAGAGCAUGCCUCGUAUGUCUAAAACGCCAGAGCAGAGCCAAGAAAAGAGUGGCUACCUAGAAGAUCACUCUCCUGAAAACCGCUGUGAAGGCUCUGAAGGACAUUCUGUCACAGAGUUAUUACAUACAGUUAAGGAAGUUUCCAAAAUGAGCAUUGCUCAUGAAAUUGUAGUAAACCAAAAUUUCCGUGUGGAAGAAAAAAUUUUACCUCCAAACAGUCCAGAAGGCAAGCUCACAGAAAAAAUGUACGACGCUUUUUGGGACCAUCUGAGAGAACAGUUAUCGAGUCUUCCCCCUGACUUCACCAGUGCUCUUCAACUUUUAAAAGACGUUAAAGAGGCCUUACUAUCCCUACUGUUACCACGCCAAAUUCGCCUUAAAAAUGAGAUAGAAGAAAAUCUGGACAUGGAUCUUCUCAAGCAAGAAUCAGAGCAUGGGGCCCUGGAUGUGAAUCGUCUCUCUAACUACAUUCUUAAUUUGAUGAUCCAGCUGUGUGCCCCAAUUCGAGAUGCAGCAGUGAAGAAACUAAAAGACGUAACAGAUCCUGUGCUUUUAUUGAAGGGCAUCUUCCAUGUUCUGGGCCAAAUGAGAGUGGACAUGAUAAACUACACUAUCCAGAAUCUUCGACCCUACCUGCAGGAACAUUCCAUUGAGUAUGAACGAGCUAAAUUCCAGGAACUCCUCAACAAGAAACCUAGUCUUCUGGAUCACACCACCAAGUGGCUAAACAAAGCAACAGCAGACGUGACAGCAUCACUUUCAGGUUUUGAAUCCACUAGUUCCACUUCUAACAGCUUUGAGACCCCCACCCUCACAAUGGUGCUAUACCAGGGUUACCUGAACCUCCUCCUCUGGGAUGCAGAAGAUGAUGAAUUUCCUGAGACUUUGCUAAUGGACAGAGGUAGGCUGAAAGAAAUGGCGUUUCAGUUGGAGCAGUUAACUGUCUUGGCAUCUGUCUUGCUAGUGGCCAGAAGUUUCUCCGGAAACGUUUUAUUUAACUCACCUACAUUUGUGGAUAAAUUGAAAUCCAUAACCAAAGUCCUGACACAGGACUUUAACUCCAGGCCUGAAGAGGCUAUGCUGAGUGUGAGUGAGCAACUGUCUCAGGAAAUCCAUCAAGGCCUCGAGGACAUGGGGCUCACUCCCCUGAGCAGUGACAACACAACAUCUCUAAUAGGCCAACUUAAAAACAUUGUAAAGAAGGACAACUGUGUUCGUACCGUCAUUGAUCAGCGAAUCCGAUUGUUUCUCAAAAGCUGUUUCAUUCGUGGUAUACAGGAGUCUUUGCUAGACUUUCCUGGAGGCCUUAUUCUUAUCAAGGAGGAGUUGGAAGAAUUGGCACGGAGAUUUGUUAACCUAAUGUAUCGUAAUCAGCAAGUAUUUAGCCCCUACUAUGUUGAAAUCUUCAAAAAUAUCAACCAUCCAGUUCAGGACUCAGGAAGGGAACUGUAAUCUGAUAGUGACAGGAGCCAAUACUGACAUCUGGAACCUAGGAGAAAAGGUUUUUGGAUGACAUCAUAUGUGGCUCUCAGGGCAGCCAGCCCUCCUACACUCUGCAUCCAAUAAAGAAGGCUGUAGAAGUCAAGCACGUAAACAGCAAUUAGAUCAACCCACUUCAAAAAUAAAAUUCCGAGCUGCAAGAAAA